This is a messenger RNA of Saccharomyces cerevisiae S288C, 2061 nucleotides long. It is a transcript of the gene FRE8, whose product is annotated as putative ferric-chelate reductase. Lineage: Eukaryota; Fungi; Ascomycota; Saccharomycetes; Saccharomycetales; Saccharomycetaceae. Gene Ontology annotation, molecular function: ferric-chelate reductase (NADH) activity; oxidoreductase activity. Gene Ontology annotation, cellular component: membrane. The coding region runs from base 1 to 2061 and encodes 686 amino acids. The record is from RefSeq and is marked reviewed. The transcript has a single exon.
AUGAAUUUAAAGUCCAUCGUUAGCUGGUUCAAGGAACAUCUUCCCAGUUUUGAUGUCGACGUGGACAAGCAUUUUAGAACUUUAAGAGUCCGCAAAUAUUCUCAGAUAUGUCUUUUAAUUUCUUUCAUUAUAAUAUGUGUUAUUAUACCCUUAAUGAAUUAUUUGUUGCUAACUGACAAAUUCUUCAAAAUAUGUCACCAUUUAAAGCAUCAUGUUUUCAACAGAAGAUCAUGGGUUCACAAAACACAUAUGUAUCACAAACAGUCACUACAACUAUGUUUAAUAUGCUUUGUUUUCACCUCGUUUUUUGUUAUACAAGGCGCUAACGGAGAUCUGUUAGAAAUUACUAAGCGAAUGGGGAGAAUUUCCGUUGCUUUGAUGCCACCUUUACUAUUUCUAACGUUGAGGCCAUCACCGUUACCUCACACGUUAUACUUAGCAUUGUUACCUCUCCACAAAUGGAUUUCCAGAAUUGUUGUGCUUGAAUCUAUUCUACACACGUGGUUCUAUCUCUAUUACAUGUACAUUAAUGAUACGUUAUACGUGAAAAUGAGAAAACUACCCAACAUUUAUGGGGUUAUUGCCCUCGGCCUUUUCCUACUGAUUGCCAUCACCUCUGUGAGAUAUGCCAGACGAUGGAGCUACAGAGUUUUUUACUAUGUUCACUAUGUAAGCACAUGGCUUAUUUUGGUGUUUCUACAUUAUCACGCUCGCCCAGGAAUUUCAUAUUAUACCACUUUAAAUGUGCUCAUAUUAACGGGACAAAUCGUCUAUAGGCUCCAUAUCACCAAUGUUACGAGAGUUACGAUAGUACCCAUUUCUUCAUCAUUGUCUCUUUUGGAGUUCCCAUUAACCGAUUUACCCAAAAAGCCCAUCCUACCAGGAGGGCAUCUAAGGAUCAACAUUUACCAUAGAAAUUUUUUAAGGAGGUUUUUCUCCCAUUUGAUACCCUUCCAACAUCCUUUUACUAUUGCUAGUAUUCCAAGUGAUAAUUUGGUCAGGUUAAUUAUUAGAAACGGGCAUUUUCCAUUGCGUACAAAUGAAAAGUAUUACAUUACAGGGGCUUUUGAACCUGAGUUGAGUUUCAUUUCUAAACCUACUGUUCCUUUUAAUAUUACCACGAAAUCUUCCAAGAAUCCAUUUCGAAACAAUUCUUCUGCACUAAUAAAUUCGCCUUUAAAUUUUCUAAUUAAAGCGCAAAGAGUGUUUAUGUGUGUUGGAGGUUCAGGAAUUUCCUUUGGCUUACCACUACUUCGUAUUCUAAACUUCAACGGUGUAAACGUUAGGCUCCUUUGGGUUUCUAGAGAUUAUAAGGAUCUGGAAGUAUUGAACCACUUCAAAAACAAUUUUGAAGGUAUGGAGAUAUAUAUUAGUGGCACCGAAGGCAACGAACAGGACAUAGAAAUUGAUUAUAUUGACUAUCAUGACUGCGCUGCUGAUAUUAAUGAUGAAGUCAGGAGUAUUUCUUCGAGCGGCCGAGUUUCAGAACUGGGAGAUAAUUCCAUGUUAUCAGAUGGAAAUCCCCAACCUACGGAGCCCAAUGAGAACACAGCCCUUCUAAGUAAGAAAUCUACCUUGAGAAACCAUCACCCACCAAAAACAAGUGAUAUACCUGACAUCAAUGCUGAUGACGAGAUAGAUUUUACAUAUGCUUUUAGCAGAUCCAAAUCAAGGAAAAAUACUGCACAAGGAACUCUAACUACACAUUCUUCGUUUAACGGAUCGAGCGUUUUCAGACAACCAAAGAUCAUUGAGCCACCUGCCCAAGAUCCUUGUUUAGAGGCGGCGCCUAAAAAGAUCAGAAUUCCCGCAGGUGUUAAAGUGUUCUUUGGCAGGCCUACACUUGGAGAUAAGGAUUAUGAAUGGUGUCUGCAAACCGAAUGUGAUGCAGAGACGGAUUCUAUUCAAUGUUGCAGGUGGGCGAAUCAAGGCAGAGACCAUGCUGAAUAUUUGUCACAAGUAUGGGUUCUCGCUGCAGGCCCUAGAGGCUUAAUUGAAAGCACCAAAAGAUGGGCGACAGAUGGUGGUUUACACUUUCACGGAGAAAGUUUUGCAUUAUAA